AAGAGCUCAAGCUACUACCGGAAACCAAUAUUUUUUUGCUGCUGCUGCCGCUGUGUCUUCUUUUUGCAAAGUUGUUUCGAAGCAAACAGGAGCAGCCAGAGGCGCUGCAAAGCAGCAUCGGCGGCGGAGCUGGUUUCUUUGCAACUUCCGAACGAACCCUGGACUUUUCUUUUUCUCUUCGCCAGCCUGGAAAGUUGUUGAAGCUCCAUCUCCCCGUUCCCUCCCCAGCGCCCAAACCCGGCAUGUUUGAUCCGCCGGCUGCUGCUGCUGCUGCUUGCAAGCUCCGGGACUCCGGCAGAGCCCGGGCGAAGGAUGGAAGAACCGCCCCCGAGGCUCCUGAGAAGGCAUUAAAAAGCGAUCUCUGAGCGAAGAAGCGCACCCGGCGUGUUUGGAGAGAAAUCCAGAUAAUAAUAAUAAUUAUUAUUAUAAUUUUUGCAAGGGGUGGGAGACGCAUCGCCCUCCUCUUUCCUCUCUGCCUCCCCCCACCCAUCUCCACCAUGGAAGAUGGUGUGAAGGAGGAGACCCCAGAGAAGCCGAAGUGUCCUACUAAAGCAGAGAAAGCUGGCUGGAUCAGGAAGAGCAGUGCAGGCCUCUUUGGUCUCUGGAAGGAGCGUUACAUCCAGCUGUGUAAAACCAAACUGUUAGUGUACGAAGAUGAGGAUGAACAGAAGUGUGUCGAGACCGUGGAGCUGGAACGGUACGACAGGUGCCAAGAGUUGCGUGCCCUCCUGAAAAGGAAAAAUCGGUUCAUUUUAAUCCGGUCUCCGGGUCACAAGGUGCAAGAUAUCAAAUUUCAGGCAUCCAGUGGGGAAGAAAAGGAGUCGUGGAUGAAAGCUCUCAAUGACGGCAUCAACCGGGGCAAAAACAGAAUACUGGACGAGGUGAAGGUUGAUCCAGACCUCUCUCUGGAACACGUGACACGAAACAGAGCAAAAAUGGCUCAGGGCCGUCGUCCACCAACCAGAUACCAUCUCAAAGAGGUUGCCAGUGGGGUGUCAGAUGGGAUCCUGAGGCUUGACCUGGACGUACCAGAUAGCGGCCCUCCAUCCAUCAUGGUGGAGACAAGCGAGGCUGCCGACGUUCCUCUUCCAAAGGAGACUUCCAAACCACCCAUGCCUCCUAUGAAACCGCCUAUGCCUCCUUCGGAGAGGCCGAGCAUUGACUCUGUGCCCAAAGAUGUAGAAGCCAAGAAGCCCCCCAUGCCUCCUGCAAAGCCUCUUAAGGAAACUGCAGCACCCGGUGACAACACAGACUCUGCGGAAGAAGAUGUUGCUUCUACAGGCGAUGACGCCGAAGAACCUGAAGCCACCCUAGACGGAGAGGACCUAAUGGAGGCCCACAAAAACACUCCCGAAGUUCCAGUUCCUCCCCCAAAGAUCUUAUCUGAUAAGAUGAAGGUGACAUGGGACAAUCCAGCUUUCGAGCAGCUGGAGGAUGAGGCCGUUGAUCUGUCUGUGCACGGAAGUAAAGAAAAUGUAUCCGAAGCAGCCAAGGAGAUGCUGAAACCUCCAGCUCCUCCUCCUAAGGUUCUGUCGGAGAAGUUGAGAGCCAGCAUGAAAUUGAACAGGGGCAGCUCAGAGGUGGAUUCUUCUGAAGGCGGACGCCCACCCGAUGUCCCGAACGGUGACAGCCCUGAUGUUGCUGGCGAUGAAACCUCUGAGACUGUUUUCCAAGAUGGAGAGGAGCAGGGAGAGGCUUCGUCAGAGCAAGAAGCAAAUAAGGAGAGUUUGGACUUGGCGACUAAAGAUCAACUGCCCUCCUUGGAACCUGAAGGAAACCCUCCAGCUACCAAGCCUCGCUGUGCCUCCCUAGGGGACCUGCUGUUGGAACCAGCCAAGAAGCCCCUUCUGGGACCACUCUUCCAGCAGGGAGCUGUCUCCAAAGUGGCCCAGAUGGAGAGGAAAGUGGCCAGCGAGCAGGAAAGAACAGAGAAACUUCUGAAGGAGGUUUUGCGGGGGGGACUUGAACAAUCCCAGGAGGGCAGCAACGGGCCUCCGAUCUAUGCUGAGACGUUGCUCAACGAGGCGGCAAAGCAGCUCCAGCAAGCCUCGCAGGUCUUGCAAGAGAUCAGAGAUUUAGGAGAACUGAAAAAGGAACCGGCCGAGCUUCGGAAAGGGGUGCAGAAGGAUCUAGUGACUCUGUAUAGGAGAAGUGCUCCCUGAAAGGAAGGCGCUUCUGCUUUUUGUGGCUUAGCUGAAAUGUUGCCAUAUCGCAGCACAACUUUCCACUAUUCCGCUAGGUUGGUUGUUUUGAAAACGGGGGGCUGUCAUCUUGCUGCGCACUGCUAAAAGGAGGGAAAAAUGUAAUUUUAAAGUAUUGCUCUGAUGAGCUCAAGCUGUGGGCUGGACCCCCCUGGUGGGUCAGGUGACAGCCAGGGGGGUUAAGAGGACAAGGAAAGGGCUUCUCUCUGCUCUUUUUCUUGCUCUCUUGGAGACCCUUUGCAGCAGUUCUGCAAGCAGCAACUGCAAGCCUAGAUCAACUGGGGGUUAUUUACUCCCUGGCAAGAGAGUUGGGAAAAAACAGGGAUGGGACACCUCCUGAAACCUACCUUUAAUAGCCGUUUGUCCUGACCCACAAGAUUCUUGCAAGUGGAAGUGAUACACAAACUCCAGCACAUGAGAAUCUCUAUAAAACUACCAGCUAAAGCAGGUGGUUGGUCUGAGGCUGGGAAAAGUAAGUUGUUGUUUUUAAGAGAGAUUGAGGCAGAGUCAGCUCUUAAAAGCGAUGGAGCAGGGGGAGUCUCCAAAGUUUGGGAACUGCUGGUUUAUGUUUUGGCUGUCCUGCUGUUGUCAGACUGAAGUGUGAGUCGAUCCUGAGCAUCAGAUGGAAACAGGGUAUGAAGAGUCACUAACUACUUGCUGCGAGACUCCAGUCAGAGACUUAAGCAAGCACUUAGGGGACGUGGAUAGUAACCUUCUUGCAUUCCAGCAAUGGCAGAAUUCCUAUCCUUGCCAGGCUAGCCAUCCACUGCAAAUUGUAGAGGAUGGGGUGCAUGGCACUCCCCCCACAGUAAGCCAACGCAUGCACAUCUCUCCCCAACUCUGUUUUGUUUUUUAAUGGGGAAAUGACCUUACUGUGCAUUCCGUUAGAUGCACAGUGAAGGAGGAGAGGGCAUGCGCCUUCAUUCCCACCAUGCAAAUGGUACAGCAGCUUUGGCAACCAUAUGCCAAAGUUAGGAAAAUGACCCUUGCAAGACACAUGAGCAUAGGCACCCCUGAAACCCCCAGUAUUACUAUUUCUACACACCUGCUCCCCCUCCCCAAUGAAAUUAAUGCUAUCUGUUUCUAGGAUUCAUGAUAUCAGAAUAACUUACUUUCAGCUCUGCUUGGUUGCUUUUUUUCUCACAUGAGCUUUUCUUGCACUCUGGGGCCUGAAGUGUGGGAACCUCGUGCUUAACAUUUUCCUCAGAUGCUUCUUUAAACAUUCAUAUGUCAUUAAAAAAAAAAAAA
Lacerta agilis (Sand lizard) is the source of this 3449-nucleotide messenger RNA. RefSeq names its product pleckstrin homology domain containing O2 (gene PLEKHO2). The transcript is spliced from 6 exons. Gene Ontology annotation, biological process: macrophage apoptotic process. The record is from RefSeq and is a predicted model, not a curated record. Bases 498 to 2162 code for a protein of 554 amino acids. NCBI's taxonomy places the organism in Eukaryota, Metazoa, Chordata, Lepidosauria, Squamata, Lacertidae.